AUGGUUCAUGGGAAUAAAUUAAAUUUCUUAUGGACUUUAGGUUUCUAUUUGAUAGCCAGUCGGUCGUCUCCCAUCCUGCCUUCUAUCGAAGACAAGAGUUUCAUAGAGGACUGUGUCGAAGCUCACAAUGAAAUGCGUCGCACAGUCCAGCCCCCCGCGGCCAACAUGAAAUACAUGACAUGGGAUGAAGGUUUAGCGAAGACAGCAAAAUCAUGGGCAAACCAGUGCAAAUUCGAACACAACAACUGUACAGUAAAUAAUUGUCAUCCAACUUUUCCAUAUGUGGGAGAAAAUAUUUGGUUAGGUGGAUUAAACAAAUUUAAACCAGCAAAAGCUAUUCGUUUUUGGUAUAAUGAAAGAGCAUUUUAUACUUAUGCCAGUCAACUUUGUACCAAAGUUUGUGGCCAUUAUACACAGGUAGUUUGGGCUGAUUCACACAAAGUUGGUUGUGCAAUGACAAUUUGUCCUAACCUUGGAUAUAGUGACUCACUAAUUUUCGUAUGUAACUAUGGACCUGCAGGAAAUUAUAUAGGAAAACAACCUUACACUAAAGGAGCAUCCUGCUCUACCUGUGGAAAAGAAGACACUUGUGAAAACAGCCUAUGCAAAUAUCCAAAUUGGCAUCCAAAGGGACAAGCACCACAGUUGGCAGCAUGUAAUCUUUUGUGCCUACUCUGUGUUCUUCUGAGAAUGUGUUAA
This is a messenger RNA of Pipistrellus nathusii (Nathusius's pipistrelle), 699 nucleotides long. The record is from the annotation of a GenBank genome assembly. NCBI's taxonomy places the organism in Eukaryota, Metazoa, Chordata, Mammalia, Chiroptera, Vespertilionidae.